This is a messenger RNA of Pedinophyceae sp. YPF-701, 1284 nucleotides long. The record is from the annotation of a GenBank genome assembly. NCBI's taxonomy places the organism in Eukaryota, Viridiplantae, Chlorophyta, Pedinophyceae.
AUGGCGCGCCCGAUGGGUAUAGUCAUAAGGCCGCGGCACGACGCGCGAGACGUGGUUGUCCCAGUUGGGAGCAGCUCCAAGCUCGGACGCGCGCAGCUGCCGGUCAGUCUGGCUGGGACGGAGGACGCGGCGUACGUGAGCCGGGUGCAGGCGGUCGUUUCGUCGCUUUCGCAGCACGCGAGCUCCCCCGCGCGCGGCAGCGUUGUCGGUUACUUGGAGACCCCGAAAGAGGCGCGGAACCCGACGCGGCUGGACAAGUUCGACGGCAGGCGGGUGUUCGUCGAGCCAGGGAACCGGCAGGAACUCCACGUCGGCGACGGCAUCGGCCUGCUGUGGCGGAACGACGACAUCAUGGCCGAGGUCGCCUGGGCGGCGCAACCAGGGUCCCGACCCCCGCAACUCGACGCCACCGGCCCCUCAAGCCAAGACGUCGCCGCCAACGGAUCCUCCGUUCAACAAAGAGUCGAUGGAGCGGGUGCGGCGGCGCAGGACACCCAGGCCGCAGCAGCCAGCGGGCUGCCCGGCGCUGCGCAACAGGGCGGUCCGCGGCCGGUGAUGCUCAUGCUGUGCGGCGCGCAGGGCGCCGGGAAGAGCACAUUCGCGACCGCGGUCGUCCAGGCCGCCGCGCAGCACGUCGCGCCCAAUAACCCCCCCCUUUGGGUCCGGGUGAACCAGGACUCCAUCAACGACGGCGAGCGCGGGACGCGCGCCGAGUGCGUCCGGCUCGCGGCGGAGUCCCUCCGGCGCGGCGCGAGCGUCCUGAUCGACCGCUGCAACUUCGACCGCGCGCAGCGCUACGACUUCGUAGCCCUGGCGCACGAGACCGGCGUGGAGGUGCACGCGAUCGUCCUGGGGCUGCCGCUCGCGGUGUGCCGGGAGCGCGUCGCGGCGCGCAUGGACCACGAGGGCGGCGUGCAGGGCGACAGCGCCGCGCGCCUGUGCAGCGUGCCGCACAGCAAGCUUAAGGCGGACCCCCCGCAACUCGCCGAGGGCCUCGACAGCGUGUGCACGUGCACGUCGGACCGCGCCGUCGCGAAGGCGCUCGCGGUCGUGCAGCGCUGGCGCCCCGGGCGCCCCCUGCGGCUCCCCGGCGCGGACACCCCCAUCGGCUGGACGCGCGUGCGGGGUGCCGGCGGCGCCGCCGCCGCCGCCGCGCCCGCCGCCGCGGGCGUUCGGCGGGAGCGAGGACGGCGGCCCGGUGGACGCGUCGCGGGAGCGGCCGCCGCACCUGAUGUUCUGGAAGGGACAGACGCUGAACCCGGGCGUGACGAAGAUGUGGUUUGA